Messenger RNA from Balearica regulorum gibbericeps (East African grey crowned-crane), 7050 nucleotides. NCBI's taxonomy places the organism in Eukaryota, Metazoa, Chordata, Aves, Gruiformes, Gruidae. The record is from RefSeq and is a predicted model, not a curated record.
AUGUGUGAACUCGGCUCUGUCGUGUGUCUCACUCUGUGCACGAGACUCCUCCUCGUGUCACCUUGCAGCAGAACCCUGUAUUUGCCACCCUUGCACUGCAGCCACCUUCCCACCAUCGGAUCCCCGAGCACCCGAGGCAAGAGGCGCUCCACGCGCGAUCUGCUGCUGCUGCGCACCGCGCGCCUGCGGCACAAACGCUGCACACUACAUGAGACAGGAGUAGCAGUCGCAGCAGCAGGAGCAGCAGCAGCAGCACUUAUGGCUCGCUACAAAGGUGCUGGUGGCAGAAAUGUUACGUCGGUAAAUGUGCUUCCCGGGUUCGUUCAGUACCGGCAGGAUGAGCAAGAGUCAGUGCAGAAAAGGACUUUCACAAAAUGGAUCAAUACUCACCUGGCUAAGCGCAAUCCUCCCAUGGUGGUGAAUGAUCUGUUUGAAGAUAUCAAAGAUGGGGUGAUGCUAAUUGCCCUUUUGGAGGUUCUUUCAGGGCAGAAGCUGCCUUGUGAGCAGGGACGUCAGCUGAAGAGAAUUCACUGGGUUGCCAACAUUGGCACAGCUCUGAAGUUUCUAGAAGGAAGACGGAUUAAGCUUGUCAACAUAAACUCAACUGAUAUUGCUGAUGGCAGGCCUUCUAUUGUGCUUGGCUUGGUGUGGACAAUAAUCUUAUAUUUUCAGAUUGAAGAGCUUACCAGCAACCUCCCACAGCUGCAGUCCUUGUCUAGCAGCGCUUCUUCUGUGGAGAGUGUUGUCAGUUCAGAAACUGCGAGUCCUCCAAGCAAACGGAAGGUGGUAACCAAGGUCCAAGGAAGUGCCAGGAAGGCUCUGUUAAAAUGGAUACAGUACACAGCAGCAAAGCAAGUUGGAAUUGAAAUCAAAGAUUUUGGACAAAGUUGGAGGAGUGGUGUUGCAUUCCAUUCCGUUAUUCAUGCCAUCCGCCCAGAUUUAGUGGACAUGGAGAAAGUGAGGGGAAGAUCAAAUAAAGAAAACCUGGAAGAAGCCUUCACACUUGCAGAAGCAGAACUGGGAAUUCCAAGGCUCCUUGAUCCAGAAGAUGUGGAUGUUGACAAGCCAGACGAAAAGUCUGUCAUGACCUAUGUAGCCCAGUUUUUGAAGUACUAUCCUGAUCGUCAUCAUACAGUGACUGAUGUGCAGGAGAAUGAUAAGGAAGACAGACUGGUGCUGAGAGACCUAAAAGUGUGGGCAGAACAAUUUGAAAGAGACUUAGCCCGAGCACAGGUGGCAGAAACAAGCUUACAGGAGAAAUACCAGUCAUUUAAGCAUUUCAGAGUACAAUAUGAGGUAAAAAGGAAACAGAUUGAACUUGCAACCCAGUCAUUAAGGAAAGAUGGUAAAUUAUCACUUGAUCAAGCUAUGGUGAAGCAAGCAUGGGACAGAGUUUCUUCCAGGCUACUUGAUUGGCACAUACACCUUGAUAAAUCUCUUCCUGCACCUUUGGGUACCAUAGGUGCUUGGCUCUAUAGAGCAGAGGCUGCUCUGAGGGAAGAAGUAGCUAUUCAGCAAGCUCAUGAGGAAACAGCGAAUACAAUACACCGGAAGCUUGAGCAACAUAAGGAUCUGCUGAAAAACAUAGAUGGUCACAAAAAAGCAUUCCAUGAGAUCCACGGGGCCAGGUCUGUUAACGGAGUGCCUGUUCCACCUGACCAAUUAGAGGAUAUGGCAGAGAGGUUUAAUUUUGUUGUCUCUUCAUCUGAGCUCCAUCUGUUGAAGAUGGAGUUUCUGGAACUGAAGUACCGUCUACUGUCACUCUUAGUCCUUGCAGAAUCAAAGUUAAAAUCAUGGAUUAUCAAAUAUGGAAGGCGAGAGUCAGUGGAACUACUUCUUCAAAAUUACAUUUCUGUUAUUGAAAAUAGUAAGUUCUUUGAGCAGUAUGAAGUUACUUACCAGAUCUUGAAAAGAGCAGCUGAAAUGUAUGCCAAAGCAAAUGGCUCAGUGGAAGAAGUUGAGAAUGUGAUGAAAUUCAUGAAUGAAACAACAGCACAGUGGAGGAACCUCUCAGUAGAGGUGAGAAGUGUAAGAAGCAUGUUGGAAGAAGUAAUUGCUAAUUGGGACAGAUAUAGCAGCACUGUGGCAGGACUACAAGCUUGGCUGGAAGAUGCUGAAAAAAUGCUGAAUCAGCCUGAACAUUCUAAAAAGGAUUUCUUCCGGCACUUACCUCAUUGGAUCCAACAGCACACAGCCAUGAAUGAUGCUGGUAAUUUUCUGAUUGAAACAUGUGAUGAGACCAUUUCCAGAGACCUUAAACAGCAGCUUCUGUUACUGAAUGGAAGAUGGAGAGAAUUGUUUAUGCAAGUUAAGCAGUAUGCUCGAGCAGAUGAACUGGACAAAAUGAAGAAGGAAUACCUGGAUGGUGUUACCCAUUUGACAGCUUUUAUUGAUGGAAGCAAUAGGAAAUUUUCAGUCCCUGUAGAAAUGUCCUUCCUUGAUGUCAAAAUGUUUGUACAAGAUUUAGAAAAUAUUAAGCAGAAAUUGCCUGCCAUGGAAUCUCAGUACAAAAUGGUUACAAGAACAGCGCAACUUGUUACAAAAGAAGUUUCCCAAGAGGAAGUGAAUGAAAUGCUUGGAGCUUUGACAAAGAUCAAAGAGCAGCUGAGCAAGGUUGAGGAGUAUUCCUGUGCCCUGCUGUAUGAAUGCCAGCAUCUGCUGUCUCCACUGGAAGAACUGGAGAAACAAAUCACACAUUUUUAUGAAUCUCUUGAAAAGGUCAAUGAAAUAAUUUCUAUCCUGGAUCCUGAAGCACAACCUACAACUGUUCUUAAACAAAAAGCCCAAGAUUUGGUAGCUUAUCAAGAAAACUGCAAGAAAGAUUUGUCUCUGAUUGAGAGAAAUAGUCAGAGUAUCCUGCAAUGUGUGGCUUCUAGUGAAGUCUUACAGCAUUUCCAUCAGUCAACAUUUCAGAAGAAAGUUACACAAGUUCAGAUUACUUUUCAGAAUAUGGUCAGGAAAGCUGGGGACUGGAGAAAGAACAUCGAAGCAAAUAGUCGUUUGAUGAAGAAAUUUGAGGAAUCUAGAGCAGAACUGGAGAAAGUAAUACAGAUUGCCAACUGUUGCUUAAAAGAAAAAGGAAAUCCUGAAGAACUUCUCAGGAAACAUAGUGAAUUUUUUAACCAGUUGGAUCAGAGAGUCCUAAAUGCCUUUCUGAAAGCGUGCGAUGAACUUACUGACAUCCUCCCAGAACAAGAGCAGCACAACCUGCAGGAAGCUGUGAGAAAACUCCACAGGCAGUGGAAGGAUCUUCAGACAGAAGCCCCAUAUCAUUUGGUCCACUUGAAGAUUGAAGUACAGAAAAGCAAGUUCCUGGUUACAGUGGAGGAGUGCAAAGCUGAACUAGUUCGACAGAACAAGGUCUUAUCAAGAGAGGGCAAUGAAAGGAUGAUUGAGGAACACAUGUUGUUCUUUGGUGACAAGGGAUCUUACCAUCUGUGUGAGAAAAGGCUACAACGGAUUGAAGAACUGUGCCAAAAAUUGCCAGUUUCUGAUCCAGUGAGGGCUACGUUGGAAAGCAGCCAACGAAUCCUGAAGGAGCUCAAAUCCCAGAUAGACAGCACAUACAUAAAGCUGACAGAGCGCUCGGACACCUGGAAGGGCUAUAACAACAGAUUUUCUGAAUUGGCAAAUUGGAUUUCUUCAACAGAAAGAGAGCUAAAGAAGAUAAAGGAAAGUGCCAAUGAUACUGCCAAAUACAAGCAAUGUAAAGCAUCCGUGGGGGAAAUUAGGAGGCAUAUUAACAAGCAAGGAGAAAAUCACAGCUGGCUGAAAUCUAGACUUGCUGUUUUGACUGCAUCAUGUCCUGAUUUGGAGGCCAAAAAGACAGAGGAUGAGUUUUGUAAAAUUUCCAGUGACUUCAAGGGACUCCUAGAUUUGCUGACCGAGAUCGAAAAGACAUUAGGCACUGUUGGAGACUGUGUCCAGUACAAAGAAGAAGUUAAAUGUGCAAUCGAAGAGUUAAUCAACAACUCUAAAGAAGCCCAAGCAGAGGCUGAAAAGAUCCUGGACACAGAAAGUUUAUUACAAGCUCAGCAACUACUACUUCAUCAUCAGCAAAGGACAAGGAGACUCCGUGCAAAGAGGCAAGAUGUGCAACAGCAGAUUUCCCAAGCUAAACAGCUGCAGAUUGAAGGUGGACUGCCCAGCACAAUGCAAGAGGAUUUACAAAAGUUGGAAGGAACAUUGGAGAGCAUGCAGCAGACUAUGGAGAAGCGUGAAGAGCAACUGCAGGUCACAAUAAAUAAAUGGGAGCAGUUUGAAAGGGACAAAGAAACAGUAGUAAAAUACCUCAAUCAAGCAAGCUCUGCACUUGAACGUAUCUUAAACUUUAGCAGUUUAGAGAGCCUCUCCUCAGAACUGGAUCAGACAAAGGAACUUUCUAAACAGACUGAAGCAAUGGCAUUGCAGGCUGAGAAUUUGGUGAAGAAUUCUUCUGAGAUACAGCUUGGUUCAAAGAACAAGCAGUCCCUUCAACAGCAGGCAAAAUCAAUCCAAGAACAAGUGAAAAAAGUGGAAGUUACUCUUGAAGAAGAUAUUAAAAGCAUGGAAAUGGUGAAAAACAAGUGGGAUCAUUUUGGCAAUAAUUUUGACGCUCUGUCCAUCUGGAUAGCUGAACAAGAAAAAGAACUGGAAACUUUGGAAACAUCAUCAUCUCCUUUGGACAUACAGAUCAGCCAAAUCAAGGUUAUUAAUAAAGAAAUAGAUGGUAAAAUAACUGGAAUCUCAAAACUAGAAGAGGAAACCGAGUCUUUUUCCCAGUUUGUUACCUCUGGAGAAUGUGCGCAUAUUAAAGCCAAACUGACUCAGGUCAAAAGGUAUUGGGAAGAGCUAAGAGAUCACGCACAGAGGCUGGAAGGAACAAUCACAGGGAAUGCAUCAGCACAGCAGAAAUACGAAGAAAGUCUCAAACAGGUGCAGCGGGCAGUGUCUGAAUUUGAAGCUAAGCUAGCUGAGCCUCUCACAUCAUGCUCUUCUGCAGCAACAACAUACGGGGCCCUUCAGGAUUGCACGGACCUUUGCCAUACUGUGGAAAAACUGAGCAACGCUCUGGCUUCUCUCUCAGCCUGUGCCCGGAAGGUGGCCAAUAAAGAAAAAGCUGCGCAGGAGGUUACAGCCUUACAGCGGAAAUAUGAAAAGGUGCUAGAAAAUGCUAAAGAGAAGCAGACCUUAUUAGAGACUCUUCUGGCACAGUGGCAGAAGCAGGAGAAGGAGCUGUCUGCCUUCCUGACCUGGUUGGAGGGGUGUGAAGCUACAGCCAGGCCUUCAGAGCAGCAUGUUUCUGCUGACAGAGUUAAAUUGGAAGGUGAACUGCAGUCACUGCAGGAUUUGCGAGCAGAUAUUGAGUCGCGUGCUUCAGUCUAUGCGAGCCUAUUACAGUUAAAUGAGUCACUAUUCCCAACAGCUUCCAAACAGUGUGUAAAAACAAUGAAAGAAAAAUUUGAAGAUCUGGAUGAGAGGUGGAAAGCUUUACCACAAACUGUUGAUAAAAGGAUCAACUUCCUUCAAUCUCUUGUUGCUGAGCAUGGGCAGUUUGAUGAGCUCCUGCUCAGGUUUUCAGACUGGAUUAAGCAGUUUCUUGCUGAACUACAAGCCACUUCAGAGAUAAACACAGCUGAUCAACAACUAGCUGCAUCUCACAAUAAGAACCACUCAAUGGAAGUCGAAAUUAAGAAACAGCAGUUACAAAGUCUGAAGGACCAUGUAGAUAAAUUGUGUUCUUUCUGCUGCCCAGAGGACCAGCAGACAUUGCAGGGAAAGACUGAAGAUUGCUUUCAGAUCUUCCAGGAGGCAAGUCAAAUAGUUUGCCAAAGACACGAAGCUCUGGAUCAGCUACGGGUAUUCCUGGAGCUCCAUAGUGCUGCAUCAGGAGUGCUCCACCAGCUGAGGCAGACAGUGGAAAAAACAGGAAAUAUGGAUAAAGCUAAAUCUGAAUUAUUGGAGAAGGAACUCAAUGAUGUUAUUCAAGAUCUUAACAAGCUAGAAUCUGUUGCCAUCAGUUUGGAUGGUUCCCUUACUAAGGCCCAGUACCAUCUGAAACACAGCAUUUCUGAGCAGAGGACCUCCUGCAGGGCUGUGGUGGAUAAUCUGUGCUUGGAACUGGAGGCAGUUCAAAGCCUGCUGGGAACCAAACAGAGCGAGGCAGAAGCUCUUGGAGCCUUGCGAAGAUCUUUCAUAGAGCAUAAAGAACAGCUACUGAAGAGUAUUGAAGAUACUGAGGAAAAGGCUGACGAGGAGGGCCUUAAGGAGGCAACACUACAAGCCCUCCAGCAAAGAUUGAGGAUCUUUAACCAGUUAGAUGAAGAAUUGAAUUCUCACCAGCAUGAACUCCAGUGGCUGAUGGACAAAGGAAAACAAAUAGCCCAAAAAGAUACUACGCUUGCUCCUGAGAUCGACAAAGAGACAAAUCACUUAGAAACUCUGUGGGAGGAUACCAAGAAAGUUAUACAAGAAAAAAAGGAGCAGUCCUGCAUUCUUAUCGAUCUGAUGAAGGAAUAUCAGAGCUUGAAGUCAACGGUAGUGAAAGUCAUAGACAGUGCUGACAGUGCUUCUGUAAUCAAAUCCAUUUGGAAGGAUCAUGAAGAUCUUAGGCGAACUUUAUCAAAGCACGAAGCUGCCAAGAAUGAUCUGAGUGAUAAACAAAAAGACCUGGAUACUUUCACCAGUAAAGGAAAACAUUUGUUAGCAGAAUUGAAAAGGGUGCAUAACUGCGACUCCACUGCGGUAAAAACAGACAUGAACUGUAUGGUGGACAAAUGGCUAGAUGUGUCUGAAAGAAUCGACGACAACAUCGACCGGCUGAGUGUAAGCGUGUCUCUAUGGGACGACAUCCUGAAAACUGGAGAUGAAAUGGAUGGAUGGUGCAAUAAGUGCAUUUCUCAACUGAAUGAAGGCAUCAGCAACUUGAGUAACAGUCAGAGAAUGGAGGUCCUCCUGAAAGACUUCCAGUCUGAAGUCAAGGAUAAAGAACUGAAGUUGGAGGAGCUUCAUUCCAAAAUUUCAGAUCUUAAAGAACUGACCCAUAGCCAAGAGCCUCCUGCAGAUCUCCAG